Molecule: messenger RNA, 2588 nt
Organism: Tripterygium wilfordii
Lineage: Eukaryota; Viridiplantae; Streptophyta; Magnoliopsida; Celastrales; Celastraceae
Exons: 1
Coding region: 798-1556 (252 amino acids)
Source: RefSeq, a predicted model, not a curated record
UCAAAAGUCAAUUAUAUCACAUAUAGUAGGUAAUUUUGCUGUGUCAUACAUACUCAAAGAAAAAAAAAAUAAUGAUAAAAGUUGCAGACUCUACUUCCUUCUCUAAUAAGGACAGUCAUUCAUACAAAGUCUUUUGAACGAUUCUUGUUUCGAAAAUAAUAAAGAUUUUAACAAUUGGUAUCCCAAUUAUUCUAGCUGCUGAAUUGGACACAUAGGAUUCAAGUGAAUUUGUGCGAUUCAAAUGUUCGACAUGAUGCACAUGAAAUCCCGUACAACUCAACAACUAGGAUAACUGAGAUACCAAUUGUUGGGAUCCCUAUCAUUACUGUUCUUGUUUUGUGUCCUUUCACAUCCAUAUAUAUGAUUCCUUCUAAUUUUCUUCCAACACUUUCUCAUUGCCUCUGAUAAAAGGUUUUCUUUUCCAAAUUCAUGGUAUAAAGGGCUCCACUUUCUUGUCUUGUCUUUACAAUUCCCAAAGUUUCUCACACAAAAAAACCAUUAUUUACAGCCUUCACUUAGCUUAUGUGUAGGGAUCUUCUCUUCCUCUCUUUGUUGUUCUUCUCUCUAACUGUAGCAGACAACUCCCUCUGCAACAUUUCAGAGAAGAAAAUUCCUUCUGUGAUCCUUGGAUAUUCCUUUAAUCACUUAUGCUACCUUAAACCUUGAAAAAAGCUGCCUUUCUUUCUGUCCUUCAAUUCCCACAAAAAUUAUGUGCAGCACUGUUUAUAUUUGACCAUUUUUGGAGCUUUUUCUUUGUUCUCCAAGUUGUAAACUACCCUGAAAAAGGAAGGCAAAUUAUGUGCUCGGAGACGAGUCCUCGGAUCUCUUUCUCUCAAGAUCUUGGCCAGGAAGAUGAUGCAUCAAUUGAACAAGUUGUGUCUCGAAGGGACUUAUCGCUAUUGGACUCGAAUUCUGAUUUUGAGUUCAGCAUUUGCAGCAACUUUGAUCAUGAUUCUUCAUUGGCAGAUGAACUUUUCUUGAAUGGAAUGAUCCUUCCUGUUCAAGUUCAAGACAGAGUUUCUGCUCCUAAACAAGCCCAGCAACACAAACACAAUAUUACUCCUCUUCUUUCACUACCUCCUCUUCCUAGUUCUUCUAGUUCUGAAAAUUCAAGGAAGGAAAGCAUGAAAGAAUUCCCUUUUCCAAGCUCUGAUUUGGAUGAAAAGUCUCAGUCCAAUAAUAAGUCUUUUUGGGGUUUCAAGAGAAGCAGUAGUCUCAAUUGUGAUAUUAAGAGGAGCUUAAUUCGUUCAUUGCCUCUUCUAUCGCGAAGCAACUCAACUGGUUCGGUUCCUAAUCCGAAACAAACAACAUUGAAGGACAUACAAAGGCAGAAUCAGCAAAAGCAACAACUGACAGCAAAGUCAUCAUCAUCAUCUUCUCCUGCUGCUGCUACUUAUAUAUACCCUCUAUCACAAAAGCCUCCUCUUAAGAAAAAUCAUGGCAACAGGAUUCGUAUUAGUCCUUUGUUGAAUGUACUUCCUCCUUCCAUUCCUAGAGGAACUGGAAGUUUCCUUGGUUUGGGGUUUUUGUAUAAAGAUAAGAAGAACAAGAAGUGAUCGGUGCUUCACUGCUUUCAAUUUAUCUUACUGUAAAGUUAGAGAUCUUGUAGAUUCAUACAUGUUAAUCAUUCAUGGCUAGUCUCAUUCUGAUAAUCUUUCUGGUAUCUUUCAUUUUAUGGGUCUGUUAUGCUUCAUUCAAAAGCAACUUGUCUUUGAUUAGGUUAAUGUGGACAUGGGAGAUUGCCUCUUGUUCUGGCAACUUUUUCUUCCUAUUGUUUGAAGCUAAGACAAUGAUAUUAGCUUCAGCUUUCCAUUUAAACUACUAAAACUAGUUUAUUAUGGCAUUAAUUGCAGCUACCCAUCUGCAUUUUGGUUUUAUGAUAAAGAUAUGUUUAAAUUUCUCAAAUUAAAACCACUUGGGUGAUAGCCUAGUUGGUGAAUCUCUCUAGGGUCAAAUCGUAUGAACUCAGGAGGUCUUGAAUUCGAUUCCCACUAGGAGCAAUACCCUUAUGACCACACGUUUGACUUUGACCAAACUUACCAUUUCAUUAGGUGGAAAACUUCUGUGGGCAUGGGCCUCACUACCCGAGUUAGGCCGAUAUUGGAGAAAAUCUCGAAUUAGGGUUUAGGGUUUGGUUUAGCCAAGAUUUGUUAUUUGCCUCAUUUGGAGCACUUUCCAUAUUAAGGUUGCAUUAGUUAGGCUUUGAUUGCCUUUUCUGGAUAAACAAACUAAACUGCACUAUAAUCAUUGUUUUUAUGUCUCAUACCAGACCAAACCCAGCAAGUAAGGCCAGUUUAGAUUAUGUCAUCUGUUUUCUCAUUUUAGCUAAACAACUCUACAUCAUUUAGUUCUUAAGUUCAUAUGUGGAUUCUGGAUACAGCUGUCUUACGAAUCCCAACAUUUUUUUGUCCCACUAUCCCAAAUGAUGAGAUGGACACACGAUUUCAUAAUAUAAUGUGUGGCCAACGAUUUCACAUCAAUUAUGUACGUUCAUCACAACAUUUAAGAUCUAAAACAAAAAACAUUGAGAUGCUUUGUAUUUUCAUUAUGGAUACGGUCUCAACCAGUUUAGGAAUUCUUGUUGGAUA